Messenger RNA from Danaus chrysippus (African queen), 906 nucleotides. NCBI's taxonomy places the organism in Eukaryota, Metazoa, Arthropoda, Insecta, Lepidoptera, Nymphalidae. The record is from the annotation of a GenBank genome assembly.
AUGAAGAAAACAUCGUCAUUAGUUUGGAGAUUUUUCGAUCGUUUGGAAGAGAAUAAGAGAUGUGUAGCUGUGUUGUGUAAAUUAUGUGAUAGUCAGUACAAGUACUUUGGUAAUACAACGAAUUUGAGAACACAUUUAGUGAACAAACAUCCGAUACAAUGGGAUAUGCUGCAGAAUGGAACAUUAGACGAGUCCGUUGCCAGAGUUUACGAGGAGGAUGAUAGUACGACCAAUAAACGACGGAAAUACAUAAAGGCCUACAAAGAUGAUAACGUACGUUAUUCUGUAUCCGUUGAUCUUAAUAAGAAACGAACUAGCCGCAAUCCCUCCGAUGAGAGCUCAAUGCCAGUUAUUGAAAUACAGCGGGUGGAUGUGUUAGAACAAUCUGAGACUGAAAAUGAGACGGCACACAACGAAGUUGUUGAGGAGCCAAUAAAUAUAGUUCGUCAGAUGCAUGGCAGCCGAGCAUCAGACGAGGAAUGGUUGAAUGAGGACAUGUACCAAACGGUUGAGACUUACGAACCAAAACUAAAGAAGAUGAAGUGCAGAACUAUAAAGAGAGAAAUAGCAUCACCGCCGCAUGUAUCAAGAUAUGUUUUACAUCAACCUACCAGCUAUCCUAAACAGGAACGUUUAGUCAUUGACAACACCCAACGUAAAGACGAGUACUCGGUAUUCGGGGAAUAUGUGGGAAAUAAACUGAGGAAAUUCAAAAGCAAUCAAACUCGGGGAAAUGUCCAACAAUUGAUCACGACGAUUCUAUGGCAGGCGGAGUACGGUGUUUAUGAUAGUAUGGAGACAAUAAAGAGAGUUUUACUACAUUCGGUUCAAGAUAUGGAAACGGUUCCACAGGAACAGAUCAUUGUACACAAUAUAGUAGAGGAUGAAUCAUGCAAAAAUAAUUGA